Molecule: messenger RNA, 159 nt
Organism: Racocetra persica
Lineage: Eukaryota; Fungi; Glomeromycota; Glomeromycetes; Diversisporales; Gigasporaceae
Source: the annotation of a GenBank genome assembly
AUGCCAACUAUACAUAAAAGACAAACUACUAGUUUAGAUUUCACUCCUCGGCCAGAUAAACAUAUCCUUCGAGAAGCAUUAGUUAAAUGGUUUGCAAUGGAUUGCCUUCUAUUUACUUCUAUUAAAUCAGAAUACUUCUGUAAACUAGUUGAACCUCAG